GGGGUGAGGCGCGGUGGGCGGCUCAGCCGCAGCCGAACCUUCGCUUGUUAUAAGAUGCACAUUCGCCGCGCCAUAGGUAUGAAGCGUGCUGGGCUCCACAGUAUGCCUCCGCGCACGCGACACUACCGCUAACCUCACGUUUGUCGAACAAUCCCCGAGUGCCAUGUAGGAUGUCUCACAGCAGCCUCAGUAAUUGUCACUACGACAGCUACUUACCUUCGGAUUCAUCCCUUGAGACAGAAGCUCUCACUAACCGGCAUUGGAAUGGCCGCGUGUCGAGUCAAGCGGAGGGGCCUUCGCGGCGAAAAAGCAACCUCCACAAUGCUAUGGCGGGAGACUUGGAUACAUCUUGGGAUCGGCCAACGCACAUCGAAGGAAGAUACAAAAAAUAUUCAACGACAUCAUCUAUUUAUUCCAAGAAAGCGUUAUCACAGCAAAGCGAACACAUAGAAAGGUCGUGGUGGUACGCCUGUUGUGCAAAGUGUCAUCAAGAAGACUCCGGCAUUCCCUCGUGGGAACCUCCUCACUGGCAGAAGAUAUGUCCAUAUCCGCUAUGUCCGUCCUACCGGCAGUUCGCGCAGACCUUAUCAGUAUUCAUCAUUGGCAUACUGGUGUGGGCGGGUGUAUGGAUCAUCAUGGGCGACACCGCGGCGCCUGGCGGGCAGCUGUUCAUGCUGACGGCGCUCACCAUCCUGGCCUACUUCGGCGGCUGGCUGAUGGUCAAGAUCACCACGCUCCCGGCGCUCAUAGGAAUGCUCAUCGUAGGAAUUAUUAUGAAAAAUAUUGGUUUCGUCCACUUUGAUCCGGAAUACCAAAAAGUCUGCUCGUAUAUAAGGAAAAUAGCUUUAACGAUAAUUUUAACACGAGCCGGCCUGGAUCUGGACCCCGUAGCCAUGAAAAAGUUGUUCUUUACUGUAAUUAAGCUGGCAUUGAUACCGUGGACCUUCGAGUGUGUUCUGUGCGCAGUGUCGGCACACUACUUACUGGACCUACCUUGGAAUUGGGCAUUCCUCCUAGGAUCGAUAGUAGCCGCCGUGUCUCCUGCCGUGAUCGUGCCCUGCCUGUUCCGCCUCAGGAACAAAGGCUACGGAGUGUCCAAGGGCAUCCCGACGCUGGUCCUCGCCGUGUCCGGAGUCGAUGACGCUGCCAGUGUAGCCGUCUUCGGAAUUGUCUCCUCCUUGAUGUUCUCGAGUUCCUCCAUGACCAUGAAUAUCAUACAAGGUCCUUUGAGUAUAGUCGUUGGAUUAGUAUUCGGUGGAGCUUGCGGUUACUUGUUGAAGGUUGUGCCGGAAAAGAACGAUGCGUUUGUCGUCCCUCUUCGAGUGCUGAUGUUGCUGGCGGGCGGGAUAGUGUCGGUGAUUGGUUCCGAGGAAAUCGGAUGGGGAGGCGCAGGACCCCUGGCGGUGAUCGCGUUUGCCUUCUUCGCCGGCAAGAACUGGUCGGAGCAGGGCUGGGAGAUGGAAGACAACCCUGUCGCGACAGCCUUCGAAAUAUUCUGGAUGUUCUUCGAGCCCAUGCUGUUCUCCGUUACGGGCGCUCAAAUUGUGAUAUCUGACCUGGAACUGCACUUGGUGUUAGUCGGUGGUGGUAUUCUGGUUGGAUGCAUGAUUCUUCGCGCCAUCCUUACCAGCACCUGCGCGGUGAGAAGCAACCUCAACAUGAAAGAAAAAAUAUUCGUCGGUCUUUCUUGGAUGGCCAAAGCCACUGUACAGGCUGCGCUCGGACCAGUUGCUAUGGACGCUGUGAAAAAAAUGGCUGAACUCGGGGGUACAUCCUCUGAAGAUCUAAUCAAGUACGAGAGAUACGCAGACAUCGUCCUAAAUAUUUGCAUUAUGUCAAUCGUGAUCACCGCGCCUCUUGGGGCGAUCGUCAUUACACUCACAGGCCCGCGACUACUCACCAAGACGACUAAGCCGCCUGUACUAGAAGGCUGGCGUCGUUCGCACCGUCCGUCGAUCCGCGACAUUUCCAUCAUCGACGAGGAGGAGGUGGCGGAGCGCGACGCGGAGGCGGACGCGCCGGAGUCGCCGGAGCCGCCGGCGCCCGCGCCCGCGCCCGCCGCCGCCAGCACACCCGCGCCCGCGCCCGCGCCCGCGCCCGCGCCCAUCACCGUCCAGCCCAACAGCCGCACAUGACCGAAUCACUCACUCUCUAAAUAGCUACCAGAGCAAUACUUUUUCUAAUAUUGCCUAUCGAAGGUCACAUCAGUGAUGUAAUUUAUAUGGAUUAUUUGCAGUCUAUCGACUCUUGCGGUCGCCGGAUCCACCGCCGUGUGAGACUGGAAAUAUCCACAUCAAGGUGACAAAUUUACGAAACAUUUUUACGUCAAGUACGAUCGUCACAUGUAAAAAAUCGAAAAUUCAUGUUGUAUAUUUUUCGCCACAAUGGUAAUAUAUAGUAGUAGAUAUAUUAUAUAGAAUAUAUUGUAAAGCGUAAAGAGAUUUUGAAUAAAAAAUAUUUUUGAAAUUAUC
Leguminivora glycinivorella is the source of this 2471-nucleotide messenger RNA. RefSeq names its product sodium/hydrogen exchanger 9B2 (gene Nha1). Lineage: Eukaryota; Metazoa; Arthropoda; Insecta; Lepidoptera; Tortricidae. Gene Ontology annotation, molecular function: antiporter activity. The transcript is spliced from 12 exons. The coding region runs from base 171 to 2135 and encodes 654 amino acids. The record is from RefSeq and is a predicted model, not a curated record. Gene Ontology annotation, biological process: proton transmembrane transport. Gene Ontology annotation, cellular component: membrane.